Messenger RNA from Leptosia nina, 573 nucleotides. The record is from the annotation of a GenBank genome assembly. NCBI's taxonomy places the organism in Eukaryota, Metazoa, Arthropoda, Insecta, Lepidoptera, Pieridae.
AUGGAGGGUGGCACUUCGGCCCCGGAGGCCUACCAGUAUGUGGGGCCAUUUCGGCUCGAAAAGACCCUGGGCAAGGGGCAAACUGGUCUCGUCAAGCUGGGUGUGCAUUGUGUAACGGGAAAGAAAGUGGCCAUUAAAAUAAUAAAUAGGGAGAAACUUAGCGAAUCUGUGCUUAUGAAGGUGGAACGAGAGAUAGCGAUUAUGAAAUUGAUAGAACAUCCACAUGUACUAGGAUUAUCUGACGUUUACGAGAAUAAGAAAUACUUGUAUUUGGUGCUUGAACACGUAAGCGGGGGUGAAUUAUUCGACUAUUUAGUGAAAAAAGGCAGACUGACGCCAAAAGAAGCCCGAAGAUUUUUCAGACAAAUCAUCUCCGCGCUGGAUUUCUGUCAUAGUCAUUCUAUUUGCCAUCGAGACUUGAAACCAGAAAAUCUGCUCCUUGAUGAGCGGAACAACAUCAAAAUAGCAGAUUUCGGUAUGGCGUCGCUACAGCCUGCCGGUUCCUUAUUGGAAACUUCGUGUGGUAGCCCACAUUAUGCUUGCCCAGAAGUUAUAAGGGUAUCUAUGAGUUGA